CAAGAAGAUAAAAACAAAAAGAAAUAUUAAUCAAAUUUGAUUUUUUUCUUCAACACAAUUCUGGAUCUGUUAUAAUUAAACAACGUUAUUUUUUAUUAGGGAAGAAGAAGAAGAAGAAGAAGUGAGAAAUAAGAGAGAAGUAAGAAAAAUAAGAAGAAAUAGUUAAAGAAAAAGAAAAAGAAGAAAAAAGGGACAAGUAAAUUAGAAAUUCAGUUUAAUUGUAGAUAGGAAAUUUUCGAUUCAGAAGAUCGAUCAAUUUCUCCUGUUAAAGAAAGAUAAAAAAAAGAAGAAGAAGAAAAACCGAAUUAACAUCGAAACAGCAAUCUCUUAUCCGAGCCAGCCAUAUUGAAUUUCCUUGUGAUUGCUAAAAGCAAAAGAUAACGUUCUUUGGAUUAGUGUUUGUUAAUGUUCCUUUACUGAAUUGGCUAGCUGCUAAAGCUAGUAACAGUCGUUAAAUAAAAAUAGAAAAAGAAAAAGAAAAAAUAAUACGCCGUCGGUUAAGGCCACCGUCGGCGACCGACAACAUGGCCGAUCACGAAAGGAUCAGAUUGGUUGUUUUGGGUGGCGCUGCUGUUGGUAAAAGUGCUAUUAUACGACGUUUAUUAGGACAAGGUUUUACUGAACGAUACAGGCCAACUGUUGAAGAUUUAUAUUCCAGAGAAUGUGUUUUAGGAAAUCUCACUCUUAAAGUUGAUCUUCUCGACACUACUGGGGAUUUACAAUUUCCAGCUAUGAGAAGAUUGAGUAUAGCCACAGCUCAUGCUUUUCUUCUCGUAUACGCUAUUACUUCAUCACCCAGUUUUGAAUGUGUAAAACGAUGUUUCGAGGAAGUUAGAGAACAACGUGCAGAUUUUCAGGAAGUACCAAUAGUGAUUGCUGGUAAUAAAUAUGAUCUAGCUGAAACACGAAGAGAAGUACCGAUAGAAGAUGUCAGCGAAUGGUUAUUCUGCAAAUUACCUAAACUUCGAGCCAAAGUUAUGGAAUGUUCGGCUAAAGAUGGUUACAAUAUCAAAGAUAUAUUUAGGUGUUUUGUAACACUUUCAAGAAUCGUACCAAAAAAUCCAACCGGAGAAUCUGACGAGUCAGGAUUGAGGAGGAGAUGUUCCGCUUAUGGUUCACGAAGAUCCGGCAGCCCAGGUAGCAGAUCCGGAAGUGCUGGUUCCGGUAGUCCUCAGCCACCACAAUCUGUUGCAAAUCAAAAUGUCAACGUGGUACCUUCAGUGGCAACUGAAGAAGUGAAAAGCAAACCACGAAGUCGUAGUUUGAUCAGACGUGCCUCAAGAAAAACGAAGCAACAAAUUCGAGACUCUCAUGCGGAAGAUUGCAACAUCUCUUAAGGCGAUUUAAACGGGGAUAAAAUAAAAAAAAAA
Polistes canadensis is the source of this 1370-nucleotide messenger RNA. RefSeq names its product GTP-binding protein Di-Ras2. Gene Ontology annotation, molecular function: GTP binding; GTPase activity. The record is from RefSeq and is a predicted model, not a curated record. Lineage: Eukaryota; Metazoa; Arthropoda; Insecta; Hymenoptera; Vespidae.